This is a messenger RNA of Cuscuta campestris, 2145 nucleotides long. NCBI's taxonomy places the organism in Eukaryota, Viridiplantae, Streptophyta, Magnoliopsida, Solanales, Convolvulaceae. The record is from the annotation of a GenBank genome assembly.
CGUCAUAGUCCGCCGGCGGGAUGGACUUCGGCGCCGAAUCGCCGCAGCCAUUUCUCUCGACGGGAAUAACGCCGGGAGAAAAAAUAUACAGAGCAGUCUCGUCAGUCUACAAUUCUCUACCGAAGAAAGGAAAGCCUCAAGGCCGGGAAGUCACCGUGUUGGCUGCCUUUCUCAUAUCUUCUCCACAUCGCGGCAAAUCCGAAUUAAAAUCUUGAAAUUCAUCGUCUGUUUAAAUACAUUCGCCUCGUAUAUGCUGUAAUUUCUUCAUUGAUAUCAGAACUGGAGGUUGUUUCGCUUGGAACUGGGACGAAAUGCAUUGGGCGCUCUCGUCUGAGUUCAAAUGGCGACGUUGUUAACGACUCUCACGCUGAGAUUGUAGCCAGAAGAGCUUUUAUGAGGUUUAAUUUUGAUUUUUUUAAUAGAAAGAAUUCCAAAUACUAUGGCGUGAACUCGUGAUGAUUGAUGAAUGAGACUAAUCACAUCUUGGAGGUAGCAGGAGGUUUAUGUCCACAAUGGAUGAUGUAUUUUGUUGAACAAGUAAAUGGAGCUCAUAAAUAUUUCCUGAAUCAUAUCAGAUGAUUCUGGACGAAGACGAUUGGUGAUGAAGCCGGGUUGGGAAUUACAUCUGUACAUAUCACAAUUUCCGUGCGGAGAAGCCUCGCCAAGUUCAGAACUUGCUCACCUAAGAGAGAGUCAUUCAAUGACUGACAAUCACCAUUAUUCCCCAUUAGAGCUCAAUGGAACAGUUGAAGGAGAUAAUUCAAUGGUUAUUGGCACAGUUUUGAGGAAGCCAGGUCGUGGAAAUACGACUUUGUCAGUCAGCUGCUCUGAUAAGAUUGCCCGAUGGAAUGUUGUUGGAGUUCAAGGAGCACUACUUUCUUACUUCAUGGAGCCAGUUUACAUUUCUUCAAUAACAGUUGGACAAUCACCUAUAAGCUCUGACAAUUCCAACACUGAAGAACGAAUGAAGAGAGCUGUGUAUGACCGGCUUCUACCAUUAUCAUCCAAAAUUAUGUCUCCCUAUGAAGUGAAAAAGCCAAUUUUCAUGGUAGCUCCAAUACCAUCAACCGAGUUUCAGCACUCUGAAACUGCCUCAGCCACCUUAACAUGUGGGUAUGUUUUAGUUCUUUACCCGUUUUUUUCUUUGAAGGCUGCUAGUUUCGUCUAUCUUAUAAAAAAAAUUUAUCCUUGUAAAAUCACUGUUAGUAUGCCUCUUGAAUGAAAGGUACUCCAUAUGUUGGAACAAGAACUAAAGGUAAUUUUUACUUCUUCAGUUCUAGUGUUCUACAGGUCCUGAUCUACUAAUGUCUAUUGUAAGUUGUGAUGCUCAUAAUUAUAUUAUAUAUUGUCAUCUAGAGUUCAAUCUAAUUGAUCUCACUUGCUCUAUACUAUGUAAUGGUUAUCCAGGUGUGGGCUCCAAAAAUUAGUGGAAUAAACAAUGUUCUCUAGUCUUCCUUCUUUCAAUUUUCUGUUGCAGGGACAAGCUGUGGAUUACACUAUUGCUUCAAGAACCUUCAAACAGAGCCCACAUUUUAAAAACUGGUUUAUGAAACCUUACAACUCUGAGGCCUUCAUGCAUACUGGACACUGAGGCCAGGAUCAGAAUGAGGAGGCAUGGUGCAAGGGCUUGAUUCUGAUGCAUUGUUCACCAUUGAAAAUAAUCUGAAUUUCUUCCUCAACCCUUUGACAGAACAAAUCAGUGCCUCGUGGCACACUUCAACAGCUUCUUCAGAUUUACCUCUUUUGGAUGAGAAUUUCCCCAAUCUACUGCAAAUUUGGUCGAUCUGCAUUUUUCUUUUUUCAUUGAUCGGCCAAUAAUGGACUGUGGGUACAAGGCUUCGUGUGAAGAAAUCAUAGUAGCGAGGGUUUAUGAUCAGACUCAUGGAAUCACAGGCAAGAAUAUACUUCUCACUCACUGGCCAUGAAACUCCUUCGACAUAAAUUUUAUACCUGCCACAGAAAUCAUUGUGUGAAAGCUGGAAUACUGCGUAGUCUUGAAAUGUCCAAGAGUUUCACAACAACACAAACCUAUAAGUGCAUUGGUUCACCAAAUCUGAGGUGUUGAAUCCCUCGGUUUUCUCAUGAAGCCAGUCCUGAAAAUGGCUAAUUGCAGUCUUCUAAGUAAAAUAAUUGCAGAAAACAUUU